CGGGCAAGCGGCUCCGCGCGGCCACGGCGGCGGUCUUCGCCGGCGACGGCGCCGCGGCGCUCCGCGAGGACCGCGCGGCCGCGGCGCUCCGCGUCCUCGCGGAGGCCGCGGGCGUCGACCUCGCCGCGGCGGAGAAGCACCGGCUCUGGCGCUGGUCCGCGGAGCCCCGGGGCUGGCCCCGCGCCGCCGCGGACGCGGAGGCCGUCGCCGCGUUCCUCGCCGCCGCGCGCUCGACCGCGUCGCUCGCGGGCGCGCCGGCGGCCGCGACGCUCGCGGGGGCCGCGGCGGCCCUCGCGGCGACGGCCGGCGACGCGGCCGGGCGCCGCGAGGCCUGCGACGCCCUCGCGACGGCCGCCUGGGCCCGCGCGGCGGGCCGGCCGUUCCCCGCGGCCGCCGUCUUCGGCCGAUUGGCCGCGCGGUGGGCGGCCGCGCGGCGCGCCGCGGCCGAGGCCUGGGCGGACCGCGCCGUGGACCUGAGCCCCGGCGACGGCGACGGCGACGGCGACGACCCCGCCGCCGCGAUGGACGACGACGGCGCGGACCGCUCGAUCGUGCUCUGGGCCGCGGACGACGACGGCGCGGGCGGCCCGACGGCGCUCGACGGCUGGGCCGCGCUCCAGUGCUGCCAGCUCUGGGACCCGUCCCUGGCCCGCGACGAGUGCGCCGUCGUCGCCCUGCUCGCGGACGCCGACGCGGGGCGGGCCGCGGGCGGCGACCUCGGGCCGCGGCUCGAGCGGCUCGCGGCGGGGCUCUGCGCGCGGUCCGCGCGGCCGCCGACGGACGCGGCGCCCUACGCCUACGUCGCCUGGGCGCGCGCCGCGGGCCCCGAAGCGCUGCGCGACGCCGUGCGCGUGUCGCUGCCCGGCGUCGUCGCCGCGUGGGCCGCCGCGGCCCUCGGCCGCCGCGGCGCGGGCGCCGUCGACGCCGCGGCGCGCGCGUUCGCGCUCGCGCCGCCCCCCGGCGCGGCCUUCGAGUGCGGCGGCGACGCGGACUGCGCC
Molecule: messenger RNA, 998 nt
Organism: Aureococcus anophagefferens
Lineage: Eukaryota; Pelagophyceae; Pelagomonadales; Pelagomonadaceae
Exons: 1
Source: RefSeq, a predicted model, not a curated record